GUACAGUUGUGAGUAACAUCAGACUACAGCAGGACAUCCACAGAGGAGAAGUUCUUCCAGGAUGAUGGUGAAAAAAGCAUUAAAAACACCCCUGAUGUUUAAUAAGUCCUCCAACGUGAAAUUAAGCAUGAACAAUCAAAAAGACGUCAAAAUGUUUCAAAUCUUAGGAGCAAUUUUGGUACUUGGUCUUGUCCUGAUGGCUCUUUACUUCAUGAGAGAGGACAACAGAGUUGACUCUAAGGGAAAAGAAUCAGUUAUCAGCAUUUAUGAAGAGGUGGUGGAGGAAGAAGUACUCUAUGAAGCUCUACCAGAAGCCACAAUAACUGAGCAUGACACCAACAGGUCCAAUGAUUCCUGCAGCUUUGAACUUGUGGAAAAUGUGCCCUAUGACUUUGCAUUUGAGAUAAAUAGCACUGCAGCCAAACCCUUGUACCUCGCCUGGACAAGACUCCUUGAUAUGGCCCAGGAAAAAAUUCAUGUGGCUUCUUACUAUUGGUCUCUUACUGGGAAAGAUAUUAACGUCAAUGAUUCAUCCUCAGAGCAGGGUGAAGAUAUUCUGAGGAGGUUUGAGAGAUUGCUCGCAGAAAAUGUCUCUGUGUAUGUGGCAGCAAGUGUACCAACUUUGGCUACAAAUUCAACUGAUCUCAAGAUUUUAGAGGAAAAAGGGGCUCAUGUAAAAAAGAUUGAUUUUGGACAUUUGGCAGGAGGAGUGUUGCAUAGCAAAUUCUGGAUUGUAGACAUGAAACACAUAUAUAUUGGUAGUGCAAAUAUGGACUGGAGAUCUUUAUCUCAGGUCAAGGAAUUUGGUGCUGUGAUAUAUAACUGCAGCUGCUUGGCCAAAGACCUCUGGAAAACAUUUAGUACUUACUGGGACCUUGGACAUGCUAAUGCUACCAUCCCAUUCCCUUGGCCUCUUAAUUAUUCUACCCACAUUAACAAGCAUCAGCCUCUGGAAGUGGAAUUUAAUGGAAUCUUGACUCAAGCCUACUUUUCUGCUUCUCCUCCAGCAUUUUGUCCAAAAGGUCGCACCCAUGACCUCUCUGCUAUACUCAGUAUUAUCAGGGAUGCACACAAAUUUGUCUAUGUCUCUGUUAUGGAAUAUUUCCCUACCAGCCGUUUCACUCAUCCAGAAAGAUACUGGCCAGCCAUUGACAAUGCUCUGAGACGUGCAGCUUUCAACUACAGAGUGCACAUCCGACUUCUGGUCAGCUGCUGGACUCACUCUGACCCAGCCAUGCUUCACUAUCUGAGGUCCCUGCGUGCUCUCAACAACCCACAUGCCCACAUCAGUGUGGACGUGAAACUCUUCAUUGUUCCAGUUCUGAAUCACACCAAUAUUCCUUAUGGGAGAGUGAAUCACAACAAAUACAUGGUCACUGAUAAAGUAGCCUAUAUUGGGACUUCCAAUUGGUCAGAAGAUUACUUCACUAGUACAGCUGGUGUGGGACUAAUUAUCAAACAGAAUUCAACCGACCUGCAAAGAAGGCAGCUGCCCAUCCAGGAACAGCUAAAAAACCUUUUUGAGCGAGACUGGAAUUCCAGCUAUGCAGUGAAUCUGGAAGAUGUGCAGGGACAGAAAGACUGUAGAUGGAGGGGCAGACUCUGAACUGAAAUAUACAUUUUAAGUAGAAACAAAACCUGUCUUUGAAUCUUGUUUCCUAUGCAAAAGAGGAAGAUCUCUUCUUUGUGUCUUUGUCAAAGAAAUCACUUCCUCACAGGAUGUACACUGUUUGAUGGCACGAGAACUUUCUCAUGGUUGACUCUACCUGCUAAAUCAUUGGUUAAUGUGUGAUAUUUCCUUUUCUGUGUGAUUACCUCAUUCUGUAGUUAAUGAAAUGCAGAUGAUGUUAUAUGACAAGCACUCUGAUAUUAAAGCAAACGUGGAAGAUACAACCAGACGAUACAUUAGAGGUGCAGAUCAUUAUUCCUGUGCUAUUUUAUCAUAGGAAGAGAUAUGUUUAAUCCUUAAUUGUUAAUUGUUCCAUUAACAGUCGUUGCUUAAAUGUGUUUAAACAUUUUUUAAUAAACUCAUGGCCA
Messenger RNA from Calypte anna (Anna's hummingbird), 2037 nucleotides. RefSeq names its product phospholipase D family member 4 (gene PLD4). NCBI's taxonomy places the organism in Eukaryota, Metazoa, Chordata, Aves, Apodiformes, Trochilidae. Gene Ontology annotation, cellular component: phagocytic vesicle; trans-Golgi network membrane; endoplasmic reticulum. Gene Ontology annotation, molecular function: catalytic activity. The transcript is spliced from 11 exons. Gene Ontology annotation, biological process: phagocytosis; hematopoietic progenitor cell differentiation. The record is from RefSeq and is a predicted model, not a curated record. The coding region runs from base 62 to 1606 and encodes 514 amino acids.